Molecule: messenger RNA, 1150 nt
Organism: Loxodonta africana (African savanna elephant)
Lineage: Eukaryota; Metazoa; Chordata; Mammalia; Proboscidea; Elephantidae
Gene: WNT7A
Product: Wnt family member 7A
Exons: 4
Coding region: 1-1050 (349 amino acids)
Biological process (GO): multicellular organism development; cell fate commitment; positive regulation of JNK cascade
Cellular component (GO): extracellular region
Molecular function (GO): cytokine activity; frizzled binding
Source: RefSeq, a predicted model, not a curated record
AUGAACCGGAAAGCGCGGCUCUGCCUGGGCCACCUCUUUCUCAGCCUGGGCAUGGUCUACCUCCGGAUCGGUGGCUUCUCCUCAGUGGUAGCUCUGGGCGCGAGCAUCAUCUGUAACAAGAUCCCUGGCCUGGCUCCCAGACAGCGGGCGAUCUGCCAGAGCCGGCCCGACGCCAUUAUCGUCAUAGGAGAAGGCUCGCAAAUGGGCCUGGACGAAUGUCAGUUUCAGUUCCGCAACGGCCGCUGGAACUGCUCGGCGCUGGGCGAGCGCACCGUCUUCGGCAAGGAGCUCAAAGUGGGAAGCCGGGAGGCUGCCUUCACGUAUGCCAUCAUUGCUGCUGGUGUGGCCCAUGCCAUCACAGCUGCCUGUACCCAGGGCAACUUGAGCGACUGUGGCUGUGACAAGGAGAAGCAAGGCCAGUACCACCGGGAUGAGGGCUGGAAGUGGGGUGGCUGCUCUGCUGACAUCCGCUACGGCAUCAGCUUCGCCAAGGUCUUUGUGGAUGCACGAGAGAUCAAGCAGAACGCCCGGACUCUCAUGAACUUGCACAAUAACGAGGCAGGCCGGAAGAUCCUGGAGGAGAACAUGAAGCUGGAGUGUAAGUGCCAUGGCGUGUCGGGCUCGUGCACCACCAAGACAUGCUGGACCACGCUGCCGCACUUCCGGGAGAUGGGUUACGUGCUCAAGGACAAGUACAACGAGGCUGUGCACGUGGAGCCAGUGCGCGCCAGCCGCAACAAACGGCCCACCUUCCUGAAGAUCAAGAAGCCUCUCUCCUACCGCAAGCCCAUGGACACGGACCUGGUGUACAUCGAGAAGUCACCCAACUACUGCGAGGAGGACCCGGUAACGGGCAGCGUGGGCACGCAGGGCCGCACCUGCAACAAGACAGCCCCUCAGGCCAGCGGCUGUGAUCUCAUGUGUUGUGGCCGCGGCUACAACACCCACCAGUACGCCCGGGUGUGGCAGUGCAACUGCAAAUUCCACUGGUGUUGCUAUGUCAAGUGCAACACGUGCAGCGAGCGCACCGAGGUGUACACGUGCAAGUGAGCCCCGAAGCACGCUCGUGCUGCCUGCAGCCUCCAGCUGCAGGUUAGACUGCAGGGAGGACCGGACAGUCUCCAGGCUGGGGUCGCCCUGGCAGGUCACU